Molecule: messenger RNA, 2541 nt
Organism: Brachypodium distachyon (stiff brome)
Lineage: Eukaryota; Viridiplantae; Streptophyta; Magnoliopsida; Poales; Poaceae
Product: root phototropism protein 2
Exons: 2
Coding region: 475-2295 (606 amino acids)
Molecular function (GO): protein binding
Source: RefSeq, a predicted model, not a curated record
ACGAACCACAGCUAGCCAACAGCCAACAGCAGCCACUCGCCUCAUGCAAUGCAUCCAUCCUACGACGCACGCACGGGGAUCGAUCGACGAGCCCCAAGAUGGACGCCAUCCGAUCCAAUACAUCCAAUUAAUAUCCGAUUAUCACUCCAAUAUCGAUGAUCGAUCAAAUCCCAGACUAGAAACACACGCACGUAGCCAUCGUCUCAUCCAUCCAUCCAAACCAACACCAGCCAUGCAAUAAUUCCCCCGAUCUAGCCCUCCUCCAAGAAAGCAGCCAUGCAUUAAUUUUAAUGAAAUUGGAUGGACGGAGAUCAUGGGCAUGGCUGCAACGGAGAAAGGAAGGAAGAAAGGAGUCUCGUUAGUACUGAAAUGGAGCCAGUCUAUGUCUAUAUAGCCAGUGGAGAACAGAGAUAUUGCUAAGCUUAGGCUUGGCUAGCUCAUGCCCUUGCUCAGUUGCUCUCCGCCUUGCUGUCCAUGCAAGCCGCCGCCGUCGUCUCUGCUUCUUCUUCCUCAAGCGAAGCCUCCAAGGGCGCCGCUGUCUCUGCUUCUUCUUCUUCCAUGGAGAGGACCAGCCAGUGGGUGUCGUCGCAGGACGUCCCUGCGGACCUCGUCGUCCGGGUGGACGGCGCCGCCUUCCCGCUCCACAAGGCCGUCAUGGUGCCCGGGUGCGGCUACCUCCGCAAGGCCGUCGCCGCCGCCGCCGCCGCACGCGCGCGGGGCUCCGCCGUCGUUGAGGUGGAGCUCGAGGGGUUCCCGGGCGGCGCGGAGGCGUUUGAGAAGGCGGCACGCUACUGCUACGGCACGAACUUUGAGAUCUCUGCCAGAAACGCGGCGUCGCUGCUCUGCGCCGCCGCUUUCCUCGACAUGGCAUCGGAGGGUGGCCUCGUGAGCCGUGUCGAGGAGUUCCUGGCCAAGGUGGGGCUCCGGACGCUGCCCGGCGCCAUCGCCGUGCUCCGGUCCUGCGAGGGGGAGACGCUCGCCGCCGACCUUGCACGCCGCGCCGCCGAUGUCGUCGCUCUUAGGAUCUGCAACGAGGCGUUGUUCGCCACCCGGUCGCCGGCCGACUGGUGGGCGGCAGAGCUGGCGGUGUUGUUGCCGGCAUCAUUUAACAAGGUUGUGGCGGCGCUGAGGUCCCGCCGGGCCGGCCCGGAGAUCCUUGCCGCUGCGGCCAUUGGUUAUGUCGAGCUUCGGCUCGCCGAGCCUGUCGCUGAGGAGGACCACCGCAUGCUGCUCGAGUCUGUGGUCACUGUGCUCCCUCCCCACGACGACGCGCCGCUCCCGGCCGCCUUUCUCAGUCGGCUCCUCCGCGCUGCGCUCGCCGUCGACGCUGAGGAAUCCACCAUCCGCCGUGAUCUCGAGCUCCGCCUCGCCGCCGUCCUCGACCAGGCCACCGCUGCCGACCUCCUCUCCUUCGCCCUCGACGACGAUAACCACGAUUCAACCCAGCCACCACACGCCGCCCACCUCGACACCCUCCGCCGCGUCAUCACCGCCUUCGUCUCCCUCACCUCCGGCGCCGGCGGCCCCGACAACAAAAGGUCAUCCAACCGUCGUUCGUCCCUCUCGGGCUCGCCGCCGGCGGCUCCAAACACGAUCGCGAAGAUGCAGAAGGUGGCAAAGACCAUCGACGAGGUGGCGGCGGAGAUCGCGACGGAGGAGACGCUCCCGAUCUCCAAGUUCGUGUCCAUCGCCGGCGCGAUCCCAAGGGAAUCACGCCCUGGCGGCGCAGCGCACGACUGCGUGUAUCGCGCCGUGGACGUGUACCUGAAGGCGCACCCGGGGCUGGACGAGAUCGAGCGGGAGAAGGUGUGCAGUGUCAUGGACCCGCUCAAGCUCUCCCCCGCCGCCCGCCUCCACGCCUCCCAGAACAAGCGCCUCCCGCUCCAGGCCGUGCUCUCCGCGCUCUACUACGACCAGCUCAAGCUUCGCUCCGGGCAGCUCACCGGAGACGAGGAUGAUCGGUCCGAGGCUGGGUCGGCGAGGAUGCAGGCAAAGGCGGACGCGGCGCUGGCGAGGGAGAAUGAGGCUUUGCGAUCGGAGCUGGGGAGGAUGAGGGCGCACAUGUCAUCGUCUUCCUCUGGAUCUGGCAGGGGGCAAAGGAGUAAAGGCAGUGGGUCAAGGACGCCGGCGGCGAUGAAGGGUAAGAUGAAGGUGGGGUUCUUCGGGUCGAUGUCGAGGACGUUGAGCCGGCUCAACCCGUUCAGGGCCGGCGGCGGUAGGUGGUCCAAGGACACAUCCAACAUCGCCGACGCCGCCAUUGUCAAGCCCAAGAGGAGGAGGUUCUCCAUUGGCUAAUUAAGCCUAGCCAAGAAGCUCCCUUUAAUGGAAACUCAAUCAUUUGUCAUCAUUGUAGCUUCAAAUUCAUUGGUACUACGAGUAGUAUCUACCUAUGAUCCAUCAAAUUUUAUGUGUGCUGUGUGUGUAGAGGCAAUGAAGGAGCUUAAUCGACUGUUUGUGAUCAGUAAUUAAGCACCGUAUGCUGGAGAUUGUAAUUUGCACAUUAGUAGAAGGAAUUAACUAAGGAUGUGUUCAUUUGUGUUA